Molecule: messenger RNA, 1503 nt
Organism: Aspergillus oryzae RIB40
Lineage: Eukaryota; Fungi; Ascomycota; Eurotiomycetes; Eurotiales; Aspergillaceae
Product: sigma-70 region 2 family protein
Exons: 2
Coding region: 1-1503 (500 amino acids)
Source: RefSeq, a predicted model, not a curated record
AUGUCAAAUGAGUCUGAAAACACGGAUUCAACCAAGCCUGCGACAGAAUGGCAAUUCAUUGACGCUUCGAACAACAGUCGGAGCAACUUGACCCAGGUCAAGCGCCAUGUGAUGCAACAAUACAUGCGCCAAAAACGUGCGUCGGGUCAGUCUAGUAAUGAUGUUGAACAGACGGCGGUAGAAAGCCACAAUGCGCCACGAAAGGCUACCCGACGCCCUAGGAAGGCUAGGGCUUCUGCAGGGGACACUGCACAGAAAGGAAAGAAAGAAGACCUCAAUAGGCAGAGGCAGAAGAAUGCAUCAGCAGAAAAGUCCGAUGUCCAAGUUGUCCCGAAUCAAGAGUUGACGGACGAUGUGGUGGAAGAAAUUGAGCGAGAUUUUAUCCCUGGAGUCAUGAGCUAUACAAGUGCUGAAAAUGCAUCCUUACCGGCCAACUCCUUCUUUCAGCUUCAAGGCUAUCCGAUAUCGCCCUAUCUUCUAGACAAAUAUGCAUCUGGAAGUCAGAGUAGUGGCUCAGAGUCUAGCAGUUUAUCCCCGUGGUCAUCCACUCCAACAUCCCCAUCUGAUGUCACGCUUUCUCCAAAAACUAUACUCAGCGCAGCAAGAACCGACCCUUUCAACACCCUACCGAUGGAUCUAGAUGCUGAGGGGCAACGGCUAUUCGACUUCUACGUUAAUGAGAUGCCUGCCUGUUCCUAUGGUAGUCAUUUCCGCUCUGCCAAAGCCCAUAACUGGUAUACGGCAGUCUUUGUCCCAGAAGGUAUGAAGGGCGCCGUCACAUUCCAGAACACUAUCCUCGUACAUGCUGCGAACACUUGGGCUUGGGUACGGAACGAGGAGGAGACUGACUAUACACUUGUUCACCGCAACCGCGCAAUCUCCAUGCUCCGAGAUCAUAUGACAAGACAUCCAGGUGACAUUUCCGAUGUUGCAAUUAUCGCAUGUCUCAGCGCUGCAGGCCUUGAGGACUUUGAUCCUCGCCCAGGGCAUAAGGAAAUUAGCUGGGUUCACAUGCGGGCUGCGAGGGAAAUGAUACGUGCCCGAGGAGGACCGGCGGCCUUUGAGAAUACCCGUUUGGGCAUGCUAAUCAACUGGCAAGAUUAUAUUCUAUCUGGAUAUGAAACAAAUGGGCUGAGCUUCUUCUUCGAGUAUAACCCUUCAGUCAAACGAUCUUUCAAUAGUCAAGGCCAAUGGCAAGACUCGAUCACACAAACAUUCAAUUUGACACCCUCUCCCUUACCUUCAAUACCAUUGUUAUCGCCUCGGGAUGCUUUUUCACCCUCUGGAUUAAUCAGUCCAGGUUAUUCGCUGUCCUUUCUGUCACCCGAGGAUGAGAUCAGGCAUCAGUGCGAUGAGUUCAUUGACUUUUUGAAGCGUUGUGAGGAGCUCUCGGUAUCCCAUCGAUCUAAACAUGCCAACAUGCCAGCUUUACUCUUUGGGACUACCGAAACUCCGUGCAACAUAGCGAAACCUUCCUCUGGACAUUGGAGCAAGCAGUACUAG